This is a messenger RNA of Carica papaya (papaya), 2824 nucleotides long. It is a transcript of the gene IBR3, whose product is annotated as acyl-CoA dehydrogenase-like protein. Gene Ontology annotation, molecular function: acyl-CoA dehydrogenase activity; flavin adenine dinucleotide binding. Gene Ontology annotation, biological process: fatty acid beta-oxidation using acyl-CoA dehydrogenase. The record is from RefSeq and is a predicted model, not a curated record. NCBI's taxonomy places the organism in Eukaryota, Viridiplantae, Streptophyta, Magnoliopsida, Brassicales, Caricaceae. Gene Ontology annotation, cellular component: cytoplasm.
UCUGUGUCAGGUAAUUAUCCUAAGUAUCUAUAUCUUCUCCUCCAUGUCUGAUGAAUUCAGCACUUGAUUCUGGAGCUCGGAAAAUUUGUUAAAUUCAAAAUAAGUGAGAAACAAAGAGAAGCUAAAUCGAGAAAAUGGGGAGCCGUACGGCUGAUCUGGUGACCCAAGUUCAGGCAGCUCACAGCUUAGACCUCGACGCCUUGCGUCGUUAUGCAGCUGCUAAUAUUCCCGGGUUCCCUGUCUUCUCAUCGAACUUCUCCGUUUCUCAGUUUGGACAUGGGCAAUCGAACCCGACGUUUCUGAUGGAGGUUAGCUCGGGAGAAUCUGUGAAACGAUAUGUUUUGAGGAAGAAGCCUCCGGGGAAAUUGCUGGAGUCUGCUCAUGCUGUGGAGAGGGAAUUUCAGGUUCUUCGAGCAUUGGGUGAACAUACCCAAGUUCCAGUUCCUAGAGUUUUCUGUUUAUGUACAGAUCCUAGUGUGAUAGGAACUGCAUUUUACAUCAUGGAGUUCUUGGAAGGACGCAUAUUUCUGGACCCUAAGUUACCGGGGGUAGCACCUAAGAGGAGAAAAUUGAUAUAUCGAGCAACUGCGAUGGCAUUAGCUUCUCUGCACUCUGCUGAUAUUGAUGCCAUUGGUCUGGGAAAAUAUGGACGACGGGACAACUAUUGCAAAAGACAGAUAGAAAGGUGGUUCAAGCAAUACUUGGCUUCAACCAGUGAGGGUAAGCCCGAGAGAAAUCCGAAGAUGUUUGAACUGGUUGAUUGGUUACAGCAACACAUCCCUCCAGAAGAUUCAUCUGGAGUAACAGCAGGUCUAGUUCAUGGAGACUUUCGCAUUGAUAAUCUUGUAUUUCAUCCCAGUGAGGACCGAGUAAUUGGCAUUCUUGACUGGGAAUUGUCUACCCUUGGAAACCAAAUGUGUGAUGUUGCAUACAACUGUAUGCCUUAUAUUGUGAAUGUUCAGCUUGAGAACAAUCGUCUGGGUGACGGAUUUGAAGUGACUGGAAUUCCUGAAGGGAUUCCUUCACAGGCAGCGUAUCUGACAGAAUAUUGCUAUGCAUCUGGAAAACCAUGGCCAGUCGCAGAGUGGAAAUUCUAUGUUGCCUUUUCUUUGUUCCGGGGUGCAUCAAUCUACAUAGGAGUAUACAAUCGAUGGCUUAUGGGUAAUGCUUCAGGAGGUAAACGUGCUCAAAAUGCUGGAGCUCAAGCUAAUGCCCUUAUAGAUGCUGCACUGGCUUUUAUUGCACGAAAAACUGUGCUUCCUGAGCGCCUUUUAUCUGUUGGUCAAGAUGCGAAACAUGUCAGAAAUGAGAGUGAAGUUCAAGGCCUUUCUGAUGGGAGAGGGAGGUUUGUUCCCAAUGAGAAAGUUCUGGAGUUGAGAAACAGAUUGAUUAAGUUUAUGGAAGAUCAUAUUUAUCCCAUGGAAACUGAGUUCUACAAACUAGCACAUUCUACCUCACGUUGGACAGUUCACCCCGAGGAAGAGAGGUUGAAGGAAGUGGCGAAGAAAGAGGGUUUAUGGAAUUUGUGGAUACCUUUUGAUAGCGCCACUAGAGCAAGAGAACUACUCAGUAAUGAUUAUAAAAGUAUUGGCUCUGGCAAUUCAUCUGAUUGUUUACUUGGUGUGGGUCUCUCAAACCUUGAAUAUGCAUACCUUUGCGAGAUCAUGGGUCGUUCUAUUUGGGCUCCACAGGUGUUUAAUUGUGGUGCACCUGACACGGGAAAUAUGGAGGUGCUUCUGCGGUAUGGAAAUAAAGAACAACUAUGUGAAUGGCUGAUUCCAUUGCUUGAGGGUAAAAUCAGGUCAGGAUUUGCAAUGACAGAACCACAAGUUGCAUCCUCUGAUGCUACCAACAUUGAGUGUUCUAUUAAAAGACAUGGGGAUUCAUAUAUUAUAAAUGGGACCAAGUGGUGGACAAGUGGAGCUAUGGAUCCGAGAUGCAGGCUUCUUAUAGUCAUGGGAAAAACUGACUUCACUGCUCCUAAGCAUAAGCAGCAGUCCAUGAUCUUAGUGGAUAUCCAGACACCAGGAAUAAUCAUCAAGAGACCUCUCACAGUUUUUGGCUUUGAUGAUGCACCUCAUGGACAUGCAGAAAUUUUGUUUGAGAAUGUACACGUGCCAGCAAAAAAUAUUCUAUUGGGAGAAGGUCGUGGAUUUGAGAUUGCUCAGGGAAGACUUGGGCCAGGAAGAUUGCACCACUGCAUGAGACUGAUAGGUGCUGCAGAGUGUGGCAUGGAGCUAAUGGUUCGAAGGGCUCUUAACAGAAAAGCAUUUGGAAAGUUCAUUGCUCAGCAUGGUUCAUUUCUUUCAGAUAUGGCCCAGUGUCGAAUAGAGCUGGAAAGAACCAGAUUGCUGGUUCUGGAAGCAGCUGACCAACUUGAUCGGCUUGGGAACAAAAAGGCCCGGGGAACCAUUGCGAUGGCCAAGGUGGCAGCUCCAAACAUGGCACUGAAGGUGCUGGACAUGGCAAUGCAAGUGCAUGGUGGAGCUGGCUUAUCAUCUGACACUGUUCUAGCCCAUCUCUGGGCUACAGCAAGAACAUUGAGGAUUGCAGAUGGACCUGAUGAAGUUCACUUGGGCACCAUUGCCAAACUAGAAUUGCAAAGAGCCAAGCUAUGAAGAUUCAAGAAUAGAUUGUAACCGGGGAUGCUUGGGAGAUAAAAGUGAAUGCAUAAUUCAAAAUUCAUCUCCCUACUCAAUAGAACCAAACUUGAAAGGAGAGAGGACCCACCCUGUAAUAAAUCUCCUGUAAGAUGUGUCCUUGAGGACUACAAUACUUGGAAAUAAAGCUUUAAUAAGAAAAAUAUUGGAGUUUAUUAUUUUUA